This is a messenger RNA of Solanum dulcamara, 2659 nucleotides long. RefSeq names its product calmodulin-binding receptor-like cytoplasmic kinase 2. The transcript has 7 exons. Gene Ontology annotation, molecular function: protein kinase activity; ATP binding. Gene Ontology annotation, biological process: protein phosphorylation. NCBI's taxonomy places the organism in Eukaryota, Viridiplantae, Streptophyta, Magnoliopsida, Solanales, Solanaceae. Bases 1254 to 2585 code for a protein of 443 amino acids. The record is from RefSeq and is a predicted model, not a curated record.
GACUGAUGGCUUCAACUAUGGUAAUGAGUUGGUGGCUGCUGAACAUAUAAGCCUCGAGUUCUUUACUUCACUCUCGACGGCAUCACGGCACAACGACUCUCCAUCUCUGAAGAUCUUUAACUAGCAGCUUUGGUCUUAUUGGUUGAGUAUUUUCCUAUCCACUACUUGUGUUUGAUACCGAGAGAAACCUCUUCAGAUGAAGUCCACAAGCAGUGCUCUGUUGGACUUGGAGGGUGAAAGCAAAAGCUCUCCCUCAUCCUUUGAAUCAAAACUUUUGUUCUGCAACGGAGGGAGUGAUCUCCAGUCACGAAUUUCCAAAUUUAAUCCGACUGUGAAGAAGCCUGAGAUCUCUUCAACUUCCCAGAGCCAAGUUCUAGACAAGGUCAAGAAUUUCCUGGGAGUUCUAUCAGAAGCAAACAAAAAACUGGAGGUUGAUGCGAAGAAAAAUCCUAAAAAGUAUGAUAUAGAAGAACUCACUAGGGAGGAUUCUGAAUACAUAGAAAUGAAUUUAAUAUUGGGUGUUGCAGAGGUUUAUUCCUUUGAGGCUGUUGCUGCUGCUGAGUCUGCCAUAGCUCGUCAGCAACCACUGAUUCCAUUAGCUUCAAUCAGUAGCGCAACCACCGAUGUUGAUGACAGUAGCAACGAAGAUGGUCAUUGACCUCUCACAGCUCUAUUGGUCCUUGGGGUGUUGGAUAAAUAGUAUUUUUUUAUUUUUACUAAAUAGUUAUGGCAUGUUGUUACUUCUUUGAGUGUGCGCGCUGAUGUGAUGCAACUAAGCUGUAAGUAGGGAAGUAUUGAUGCUGGGGUUUAAACAAAUGGAGACAGUUGACAGAAAUAGAAAAAAAUGGAUAACAAAGAUCCAAGCAAUAGUGACGUAAAGCACCAAAUGUUUAGUCUGGUGAUAUUUACCUUAGUGCCAGGACCAAAGUCCCUAUUUACCUUUGCCAUUAUUUCCAUCCCCAGAUAACCCUAUACCAUAAUAUUAAAAUAGCAGUAGUAAUAAUGAAAAUGGAUAAUUUUGCAAAAUGUGUUGCUGACUCAGUCAUUGUCAGUUUGAUCAACCAAUGGGCGACAUGUCCAAAUUUUUUUAACCUUUCAAUCAAGUCCAAGAAGUUUCCUUUAGCUUAUGGUGAUCAAUAAAAUAUAAGAAAAUCAUCAAAUUUUUGAAAGAGUCUCCUUCAUCAAUAACUUUAAGAACAUGAAACACAUUUAUAUGGAGUUUUAGCAGUUGAUAUGGUCAACACAGAAACCUGAUGAAGAAAACAAACAAAAGCCAAAUGCAGAGUUUCCAACAAGACUUAAUCAUUGAUUACUCUGCUGGACCUAGAAAACAUCAUCACAAGUUUGGCUCUUCCUUCAAAAGUGUCAAGAAAAAGCUAAGUGAUACUUUCUCUGCACUUGUGUUUUGGCAGAAGAAAGCCAAUUCUGAGACCAACAAAAGUCAAAGUCCAGAGAGGGAGGUCUCCACAUCAAAAGGUAGUAACUCUUCCGGAAGCAAGAGGGGAAUUUUGUUGAAACCCCAAUACUCUAAUUCCCAUAGAACUUCAAUGGCUACCAGGGAGCAGCUAGGUACAUUCGAGUUCUCGUUUGAUGAAAUUUGCCAGGCGACUGGAAAUUUUUCUGCAGUACACAAGAUUGGUGAAGGUGGGUUUGGGACAGUAUACAAGGGAAAGCUUAAGAAUGGAUUCCCUGUUGCUAUUAAGCGCGCUAAGAAGGAUUUGCGAGUGUUAGCAGAAUUCAAGAAUGAAGUCCAGGCAUUGUCAAAGAUUGAGCAUCUAAAUCUUGUUAGAUUUUAUGGAUUUCUGGAGCUCAGAGAUGAGAGGAUUAUUGUUACUGAGUAUGUCAGCAAUGGAACACUUCGAGAACACUUGGAUGGUAAGAAUGGAACCGAGCUUGAAGUUGCUGAGCGUUUGAGCCUUGCGAUUGACGUAGCUCAUGCUAUUACCUAUCUGCACUCGUACACAGAUCCUCCAAUUAUCCAUAGAGAUAUAAAAGCUUCUAACAUACUCAUCACAGAAAAUCUCCAUGCUAAAGUGGCAGACUUUGGAUUCGCACGAUUAGCUGCUGAAGAUCCCUGUGCUACACAUAUUUCUACACAAAUAAAAGGGACAGCCGGCUAUUUAGAUCCUGAGUACUUAAGGACAUACCAGCUUACUGAAAAGACUGAUGUCUACUCCUUUGGUGUUUUGCUUGUGGAGAUGAUGACAGGAAGACAUCCCAUCGAAACAAAUCGAAACCUUGAUGAGAGAGUGACGAUAAGAUGGGCGAUGAGUAUGCUAAAACAUGGGGAUACUGUAAUAGCAAUGGAUCCAAGAUUGCGGAGAAGCCCAGCAUCUAUUGAGGCUGUUGAAAAAGUACUCAAACUAGCUAGACAAUGCCUUGCACCUUCCAGACUGGCGAGACCAGCUAUGAAAAAAUGCGCAGAGGUACUAUGGGGAAUUCGAAAACAAUUCAUAGAGAAAAGUAUCCCAAAAUCUUCAACCUCUAGCCACUCGGUAAACUUUCUGGACAGAAAUGCAAAAAGGGAUUGGGAGGAUUUAUACACAGUUAACUAUAGCAAGAACUAUAGAUUUGGUUCCACUUGACAAACUUUAAGUCCAUGUAUAACAGUGCUUCAAGUAUGAUUUAUCAUCAAAUUAGACUACUGAUUCCCUGUAGA